GUCAAAAUGGAAUCUAAUCCAGAGAUGGAAAGUCAUAAAUAUCUGGAUCAAUUUACUAAUGAAGAGUAUAAAGAGAAUGAUCUUUUAUCAAUAGCUGAACUAGAUGUAACUGGCAUUGGACAUAUCCAAGACAGAUAUACAAAGAGGUUACAAGAGCUAGAAGCUUUGGUAAAGCAAUCACAGAUUGCUCUCAAGUUGUAUUCAUUUGAAAAAGAGCAUAGCUACUUGACUCGUAUCUCUCAGAUCAUCAAUUGUCUGCAUCAAGUAAGAGAAGAGCUUGACCAAAUAAGUAAGGCUUCUUCAAGCCAGCUUCAAUCUCUUAGCACUAGGUUGGAUCAUCUCAAAAGGCUGACUACAGAAAUCUUGGAGAAGCAUUGAGAAGUUUCUAUUUCUGUUUAUGAACAAAAAAUCCAGGCCUUACAGUCUUUCGGUCAGGAGUGGGUGAAAGAUUGACUUUAUGAUAAGAAAAUACAGGAAGAGUCUACACAAGUGAACAUUAUGUGUUGUUUUAAUCAUUAUACAAAUAGCUCUUUAUGCAAGACAACUAUUUUUGAGAAGUUAAAGAGUUUUGACUUAAUUAUAUAUUUUCCUUGCGUAAGAUUUAUUCAGAGAAUGAACGUGCUUUCCAUGCUUCGAUUUAAAACUAUUCGGAUUCUAAGCUUCCCUCGAAAUUUGGAGAUUAUCAAAAGUACUCUGGACAAGCUACCUUUGGAUGGAUGUGAGAAGAUCGUCCUAUGUUCCUCUUCUAGGUAUAAUUCUCAUAUCAGCAUCAGUCGAUAUAUGACCUGAAUUACAAGAAAUAGACACAAAAUUUUGAACCAAAUAGAUCUACAGAUGUUCAGAAUCAAUGAGUCUCAGUUAGCCAGACUCUUCAUUACUUUCAAGCACAUUAAAAGUAUUGGAUUGGAGUAUUGCAACCUUUCAUUAUCAGGAAUCCCAGAUUUUACUAGGUUUUUGAAAGCUACCUCUUUACAAUACCUCGGUCUUUCAGGUUCAGAAAGUGCUUUCUGAAGCAACUGGGAGAACAACCCCAGUGCAUUUGAAGACUUCAUAAAAUCCCUAUCAGAUUCAGACUUAAAGAAGAGUCUUAAAAGGAUUCAUAUUGGGCCAUCCUGUGCACUCACAAGAGGCUUAGUCACAGGAGUUUUAAACAAGAGCGGUCUUCCAAAUGUGGUGAUCCUGGGUCAAUUCAGUGAAGAGAACUUAUCCUUUAACUUGUUUGGUGAUGAUUAUUAA
This is a messenger RNA of Moneuplotes crassus, 1236 nucleotides long. NCBI's taxonomy places the organism in Eukaryota, Ciliophora, Spirotrichea, Euplotida, Euplotidae. The record is from the annotation of a GenBank genome assembly.